AUGUUGGCUAAAUUGAAGCGUCUUGAUUUUGCUGGCCAAUCACAAAGAGUUUCAUUUUUGAAUUUGUUCUUGGUGGGUGGAGAUUUUGCCUUGUCGCCAUAUUGUGAUCGGCUGCCUAAAGGCUAUCAAGUAAUUAUGGGUGCUAAGCAGAGCAAACGCUCGGUGGACAUAAGUGGUAAGGAGGCUGAGGGCGCGGGCGAGGUGGCGGCGGCGGGCGCGGGCGGGGAGGGCCGCGUCGAGCAGCUCGCCGACGCCGAUGCGCUCAAGCCGCAGCUUAACGGCGAUGCACACAUACACGAAUCUUCGGAUAAAGAGAAACAGCUCGAUAGCGGUACACCAGAAAAUGAAAAGGACGUUACUACAGAAAAGGAAGGCAAGGAACAAGAUGAAGAAAAAGAGAAAGAAGCAGCCCCUGUAACAAACGGAGAUAGUGAGCAAAAGGUAGAAAAUGGCGAGUCUACUCCUUCGCCCGAGGAUAGCAAGAAACCCAAGAAAGAAAAGGUCAAGAAGAAAUGGUCGCUCAGAUCGAUCAGUUUCAGUAGAAAAGAUAAACCGAAACAGGAGAAGAAAAAUAAAGACGAUGAACCCAAAACGAACGGAGAACCUGAAAAAGUACCUGAAGAGACUACUGAAACAAGCCCGGAGCUGGAGAAAAAUGACGUAGUAGCUGAAGAAAAGGUCGAAGCUGAGGCUAAGGACGAAAAGACACCAGAAACACCAGUGACUGAACCCAUCACAAACGGCAGCACGACACCCGAGACACCAAAAGAAGAGACUCUGAUCCCGGACGAGCCCGUUGCCGAGAACAAGGAAAUUGAAAGGACAGAGCAACCUAAAGUCGAAGCUGUAUCGGAAAUAUUACCCAAUGGUCACCCCACAGAGGCACCUAAGAGUGAGACCCCCGAGUCCCCCGAGCCAGUACAGAGCGAGACUAGCAAGCCGGAGGAGGCGAUUGUCGAAAAGUCCGAGCCCGCUCCGACAACUGAAAUUCCAGUCGAAAAAGAGGUUUGUGUUGAAAAAAUGCCUUUAAUUGAGCCUACGCCUCCACCACUCCCUGCUAAUCCUCCCCCCUCGUCUGUCGCGACUUUUGCCGCCACCACCAUGGCGCCUGAGCUGGCUGCGCCCCUUGAGCCCGUCGACCCCGCGCCUGCCGACCCCGCCCCUGCCGACCUAGCGCCUGUGGACCCCGCACCUGCCGACCCCGUGCUAGCCGACCUCGUGCCUGCCGACCCCGCACCAGCCGACCCCGCGCCCCUUCCCGUCACCUCCACCGCCUCCGACGACACACAACCUAUUGAUACAAUUGAAGAUCAAUGCAGUCUCCCAGUAAUUAAUCAGAACGCAGAAGUUAUGCCUUUACAGCCGUCUAUCAGUAUCACGGACGUGGAUGAACAACCCACCGAGCCCUCUUUACUCGAAGACCGAGCUGAAGUAACUGAAUUACCGACAACUAAUGAUAUUGUCCCUGACGAUGAUUUACUGCAGAGUAAUAUUGUUGAUGAGAUCACUACUAACCUACCAGAAGAACCUCGAGUUUCUGAUCUAGAAUGUAUCGAAAUCGCCGUCGACGAUGAUGCGACGCAACAAAAUGAAGCCGCAUCUGUGAAUAAAUUUGAUGACUUAAAACCGAGCGAAAACGAGAAAAUAAUCGAAAACGGUGAACAAGAUAAAGAAUCUGACGAAGCGACGCCAGCAGUCGUUGAAUCCUGUCCAGAGUUCGAUUCGAGUAAGAUAACCAACGGCGUCCCUGAAGUGGACGCGGAACAGUUAUUAAAGAAACCGAUAUCCGUCCCGGAAAUGGAGACGGACGAGAGCAGGGAAGAUGUCGCAGUGAUGACCAACGGCGAGCACGCCGGCCCGCAGCCCGCCGGCCCGCCGCGGGACGAGGCGCGGGACGCGUCGCGGGACACGCCGCAGGAAGUUGUUCCGGCUUCUGAUAAACUGGCUGAGUUGAUCCCUGAGGUUCCUUCUGUACCAGAACUGAAAACUGAAUUGGAGACGCAGAGCGACGUGGCGGUGCGCAAC
Molecule: messenger RNA, 2025 nt
Organism: Brenthis ino (lesser marbled fritillary)
Lineage: Eukaryota; Metazoa; Arthropoda; Insecta; Lepidoptera; Nymphalidae
Source: the annotation of a GenBank genome assembly